Arctia plantaginis is the source of this 816-nucleotide messenger RNA. Lineage: Eukaryota; Metazoa; Arthropoda; Insecta; Lepidoptera; Erebidae. The record is from the annotation of a GenBank genome assembly.
AUGAAUAAUCGCACCCGAAAAAUAUUAGAAAAAUUGAAAAAUAGGGAUGAUGCUGUCCAAGGCUCAAUGGGCCUAAAAAAGAUACACAGUGUGAGAGACAAAGAUUAUAUGCCCAGUCCAUCUUCUUCGGAUUCUGACAUAGGAUAUGGGCAAGAAAGGGAUAAAGUUAAAUGUUUUUUAUUUAAGGAAGAUGACAAUUUAAUCACACUUCAAGAUCUCGUCGAAGUUCCUGAAAAUGUUGUAAAUGUUUUGCCUGCCAGUUCAAAUAGUCAUCUAGGCGACUCAACACAUGAUCAAGUGGAAUAUCAUAGUGUUGAGCUACAAAUCGUUUUCGAAGCCCUUUGUCAAAAACUCCGACACAAGACUUUGUUAAAAAGAACCACCGAGAUUCCCCUAAAAGUUAAGGUGUUGUGCGCUCUUAGUUUCCUAGCCACAGGAUCCUAUCAGCGAAUUGUUGGCGUCACUCAGCAUCUUGCCCAACGGACAGCUAGUCGUUGCAUCAAACAAGUUGUUGAUGCUUUGAACCACCCUGCUGUCAUGGCAAAAUGGAUUGAGUUUCCGAAAACACGACAAGACAGAGCAUUUAUAAAACAAGAGUUCCAAAGAAGGUUUGGCUUGCCUGGUGUAAUUGGGUGCAUAGAUUGUACCCAUGUAGCUUUGGUAAAGACAAACGUUGAAGAGCAUCUUUUUUAUAAUAGAAAAGGGUAUCAUUCCUUAAAUGUUCAAAUGAUUUGUGAUAGUAAUCUGCGUAUUUUAAAUGUGAAUGCAAAGUUUGGUGAAGCCACACAUGAUUCACAUAUAUGGUCUUCAAGUUGA